Messenger RNA from Lineus longissimus, 579 nucleotides. RefSeq names its product CHRNA7-FAM7A fusion protein-like. The transcript has 2 exons. Gene Ontology annotation, molecular function: transmembrane signaling receptor activity; transmitter-gated monoatomic ion channel activity involved in regulation of postsynaptic membrane potential; excitatory extracellular ligand-gated monoatomic ion channel activity. Gene Ontology annotation, biological process: monoatomic ion transmembrane transport; regulation of membrane potential; signal transduction. The coding region runs from base 1 to 579 and encodes 192 amino acids. The record is from RefSeq and is a predicted model, not a curated record. Lineage: Eukaryota; Metazoa; Nemertea; Pilidiophora; Heteronemertea; Lineidae. Gene Ontology annotation, cellular component: synapse; plasma membrane; neuron projection.
AUGUACUAUGCGUUGAACAUCUUGUUGCCUUGUGUUGCCAUCUCCGUGCUGGUCCUGAUUGUCUUCUGCCUACCAUGCGAGUCAGGAGAGAAGAUCUCACUCAGUAUAACCACAUUGGUGGCGCUGACCGUCUUCCAGAUGACAAUAGCGGACAAUAUACCGAAGACAUCGACGCACACGCCAAUAUUGGGGAUUGGGCUCAUUUCUUUGACUGGCAUGUCCAUCCUUUCGAUCGUAGCGACGGUGUGCAUCUUGAAACUGUUCUACAUGCCAGAUGAUGUGAACAUGCCCAGAUGGUUCAACACAAUUGUGUUUCGAUGCCUUGCAAAGAUCGCAUGUUCUAAGAGCGUAAAUGAAGAAGGCCAACGGAAGAAAUUUCACGAACCAGGUUCUGUGAAUCCGGUUGAAAGGAAAGAGGUCCAAUCCAGUUGUGGUGACGGGGCUCGCGCUGUUAAUGAAAACAACCAGAAGAAGUGGGUCAGCGCAGCCCGUAUACUUGAUAAAUUCAUGUUGUAUGUCUUUACCAUCGCCUUCUUAGGUAUCAGUGCGUUCUGUAGUGUCCAUAUGUUUGUCACUUAA